CCCGUCGUGGCUGCGGCUGCGGCGCGGUCGGGGCGUCGAGGAGCCGCUGGCGUCGCCCAGGGGCUGCUGCGCGGGCGGGCGGGGAGCAGAGGAAGCGGCAGAGAGGUUUUUGAAAAGUUAACUGUUUUAAGAAGAGGCCUUACACUGUCAUUGGGGACCUUUGUGGGUUAUGAAGCUUAUAAUUUGAUUUCUUGUGUUACUGAAGUGCACGCAAGUUUCAAAGAUGUCUCUGAAGAAAUCUUAGACCAAGCAGACUACCUGUAUGGGAGUGGGGAAACUGAAAAGCUCUAUCAGUUGCUGGUCCAACACAAAAACAGCGAGGAUGCGGAAUUACUGUGGCGUCUGGCACGAGCAUCUCGCGAUCUAGCCCAGCUUAGUAGAACAUCUGCAGAGGAGAAAAAGCAACUGAUUUAUGAAGCUCUUGAAUAUGCAAAGAAGGCACUAGAAAAAAAUGAGGCAAAUUUUGCAGCCCACAAGUGGUAUGCUAUCUGCAUCAGUGAUGUUGGGGAAUACGAAGGAAUUAAAGCAAAGAUUGCAAAUGCUUUUAUUAUCAAGGAACAUUUCCAGAAAGCAAUCGAACUGAAUCCCAAAGAUGCUACUUCAGUUCACCUUAUGGGCAUUUGGUGUUACUCUUUUGCUGACAUGCCAUGGUACCAAAGCAAAAUAGCUGCAGUGCUAUUUGCUACACCACCAAGCUCCACCUAUGAAGAGGCCCUUCACUACUUUCAGAUGGCUGAAAAAGCUGAACCAAACUUCUACAGUAAAAAUUUGCUGUAUCUAGGGAAGACAUACUUGAAGUUAAACAACAAAAAGAUGGCCCUAUUGUGGUUAACAAAAGCCAAGGAAUAUCCAGCACACACAGAGGAGGAUACACAGUACCUUGAUGAAGCCUUGAGGUCCUCUUCCUUGUUUUGCUUGAAUUUUGACCAAGGGUUGUUCCUUUACUACUUCGCUUCAUGAAAAUUAUGGGAUCCUGGAAGACCGCUACAGUUGUGGAAAUAAUAAACAAA
Alligator sinensis (Chinese alligator) is the source of this 1010-nucleotide messenger RNA. RefSeq names its product regulator of microtubule dynamics 1 (gene RMDN1). The annotation marks the transcript as partial. The transcript is spliced from 11 exons. Gene Ontology annotation, cellular component: spindle microtubule; cytoplasm; mitotic spindle pole. Gene Ontology annotation, molecular function: microtubule binding. Lineage: Eukaryota; Metazoa; Chordata; Crocodylia; Alligatoridae. The record is from RefSeq and is a predicted model, not a curated record.